UUAAUUGGAAUAUUUGCUGUGUGAAGGCCGUUAAGUACAUUUUAAUUAAUCAAUCAAUGAGCCCUUUAUCCUCAACUUUUUAGACUGUUAAUUAAAUUUUUCUAUAUUUUACAGAAUGUCAAACAGUUUAGUGUGCCUUUUGGCAUAAAAUUCAAUUCCUCUAUUUCCUCUUCAAUUUAUUCCAAUUUUUUUUUUUUUAUUGCUUAGAUGGGUGGACGAGCUCACAGCCCACCUGGUGUUAAGUGGUUACUGGAGCCCAUAGACAUCCACAACGUAAAUGCGCCACCCACCUUGAGAUAUAAGUUCUAAGGUCUCAAGUAUAGUUACAACGGCUACCCCACCCUUCGAACCGAAACGCAUUACUGCUUUCCUCAUCUAACAUCUUCAAUUGUUGUCUAUACUGCUCCAGUCUGGACCGCCUGUCAACUUUAUCUCACCCCUUGCCUUUGCAUUUAUUUAAAAAAAAUAUAUAUUGCUAAUACCGGUAUACUUAAAUACGGUUGACCUCUCUAGACAGAAGCAUUUGUAAUCGAGUGUCAAAAGUCAACGUUCUAUUUGAAGAACAAAGAAUCGUUCGUGCAAAUAACGAAUAAAUUUAAUACGUAACUAGUUUCAUGCGUUGGUAUUAAAUGUAUGUAUGUAUUGUAUUGUCGCGCGGUAAUCGCGUACUCUGGCCGUCGCGCGGUAUCAUCAUACGUGUACACGCCUGAUAAAUUCGUUUAUUUACGGUUUAUUAUCGGUGGCGAGCGCGAGUGUCGUCCGGCAACCGUGCCGCAUCACUAGCUUGAAUUAUUUUUAAAUUUCAAAUUUAGUAAUCGAAUUGAUUAGUCGUUUUUUUUUUUUUUUUGUGAUGACGGUUUAUCAGAAGGAACACGUUUUUUAGUCUGUGUUUUUUUGUGUGUUGUGUAUCUAUGUGUGUUACCGGCUGAAAAUAGUAUUGGAAUUUGGCUCAAUUUUUUUGGCACUGAAUUUGAUUUUCGUCAGUAAGAGAACUUUGUCAAUUUGUAAGAAUGCUAUUGGUAAAUAGCGGCGGUCUCCGUCGCUGGUCGUAACAUGCGUUCGUUGUUGGCUUACUACGCGGACGCGGUGAUGUCGGUGGCGGCUAAGGGCGCCGGCUGCGCGCUCAGCUGCAGCGGCAGGGGCGACUGCAUGAACGGCACCUGUCUCUGCGAGAUCCGGUACUCGGGCGAGGGUUGCGCCGGACCUAACCUGCCGUAUCAUGCGUGUAUUGGCGGUGUUUUCCUCGUCGUCGCCUUCGUGUGCGCCGUCCAACUGAUGAUAUGCGUUGUCACGGAGUACAGGAAACUAAAGGCUCCGACUUUCCUGAGGGCUUGCAAGGUCACGACCCAGAAGAUGCUGUAUCUGGUCGCUUUCCUCGCCUCCCUGAUACGGGGAGCUUACUUCGUUUCGCCGUCUGCUUUUCAAGAGGGAUGGGCGACCAGUCUUCUAUCGGCUUAUUAUCCCCUGUUGAUGUCUGGAUCGUCGCUGAUCGUGUGCUUUUGGGCCGAGGUGUUUCACCUUCGCAACAUCCGCUGGGAGAGUCCAAGGUUCCUGUCCAAAUCGUUCCUGGCCUUCGUUACCUUCAACCUCAUCAACUACUCGUUGUUGGCAGCCGAGGUCCUUACGACGAACAUCGCUGAUACUUCUGCCGAGAAGAGGACCUUCUACCAGCACAUAUUCAAUGGUUGUUACGCCGUUCUACUCUUCAUCGUUGUCGUGUUCUUCCUCAUCUACGGUGUAGAAGUAUUCUUUAAGCUCCGCGGUGAGUUCCUGAAGGAGACCAAAGUAUGCACCAUAAUAUCGCCCCGUCCCGGAACCUCAGCCGACGGAGAUGAAGCCCAGGAUACGCUUGUCACUAAACAGGGAAUUCAAACGGAUUUGCUGGACGGAGACGGAACGGUGGACCCUCGGUCCGUGGACCUCUCGCAGCUGCACCAGUCGCGCGUGGGCCUGAUCAGCCUCGCGCUGAUGCUCAUACUGAUCGUCUGCUUCCUGGCUUCUGAAACCCUAAGCGAAUUCUGGAAGACUAAGGUGCCGGUGGUGUCCCGCAACUGGCACGACCUGGUGUUCCGGCUCGCCGAGAUCGGGGUCGCAGUAUGGUUCCCGUGCGCGCUGUGGAACUCGAUGGCGCCCGAGCGGCUCUGGCUCCUGAACCCGCGCCGGCUGCUCGCCAGGCAGCUGGACGACGCCAAGCUCGCCGACCUGCUCGCGCAGCACCACCACGAUGCCAAGACGUUGGCCGACCUCAGCCAACUGGGCUGGCGCCAGAAAGCAUGGUACUUUCUCGAGUUGGCCAAAUAUUGGAUCGUUUGGAGGUUCGCUCUUACUGUCUUUUUCAAACCUCUUCCUUUGCCUGUAAACGGGAAAGAGACACAAAACUCGGACGCUGCUAAUGCGGUUGGCUCGAACACAAAUUCGAACGUGGAGAGUGACUCGCUCGUGGACAGCGUCGGCUCGAGCCGGGAUUGCUGGAUUUGCUACGACAGUUCCCGGGCGGAGCCCCUCAUCAGGCCGUGUCGCUGCACCGGCGACGUGUCCGCCGUGCAUCAUGACUGCCUGAGCAGGUGGCUCGUCGAGAGUGCCGCCUCGCCUGACGGCUUGAAGUGCAAAGUCUGCAACACUCCCUACAUCGUCCAGGAGACCAAUCGAGUGGAGUGGGAGCGCGGGUUCACGUGGUCGCACUGGGCGGGCACCGCGGCCGCCGUCACCGCGCUCACCGGUGCCGCGGCCGGCGCCUGGGCCCUCGCGCAGCUCUACCCCUCCUCCCUCGUGCGCGUGCUCGCCGCCGGCGCCGCGCUGCUCGUCUGCUACGUCGCGCUCAGAUUCCUGGGCACGAACACGGUGUCGGCGUACCACCGGGCCCGCGUCUACGGCCUGAAGAUCCUGACGGAGCCCUUCGCCGACGUCCAGGACUCGGAGCAGGGUCAGCUGUCGACCAUCAGCAGGACGGUGACCGUCGAGAUCGCGCCGAAGGACGUCCUCGACCAAGCGCUCAAGGGCGAAGCGAAAUAGCACGAGAAAAUAACGAACUGCGAUUUUUAAAUAGCGCGCUAUAUAACGUUGUCCGUCGCAAAUAACGUAGCAGCUAAGUUUUGGCAGUGAAAUGAAACAGUGGUGAUGUGACGUGAAAAACAAAACGAAAAAAAAAAACGGAGGUAGUGUGUGGAAGUUAACUUAUGAAACUUUUAAUGGACGCCGCAGAGAAUGCGAUGAAAACAAAAGUUAAAAAUAUAUAAUAUAACGAAAUUUCGUUCCAGUACAAACGUGAUGAAUAUGAGGAAGCAUAUUGUAAGUUCAGUGCAUAUCGUUACAUAGUGCAUACUGUAAGCAGUGACAAUGAUUGAGUGUUGUUAAAAAAAAAGCAAAAAAAAAAAACGAACAAUUAGUGAUGCUAUAAUAAAUUAAGCAUGCUAUUUAGCAGCUAGAGGUACGCUACAUAUAAUAGUUGGAUAGUGCGAUAGGAAUUUGUUACGUAAAUAGAUUGUACCGUUUGAGUAUUGAGCUUUUUUGUUUUUGUUAAUACGUAUUUAGUACAAAGACGGUGACCGUCACGCUUCGAUUGUCAACCAACGGUGAUCGUUUACGUAUUUUAGAAUAAUGAUAAUAUGUAUAAAAAUAUAUUUUUUUUAAAUUAAAUGUUCGAACUGAAACUAAUUGUAGUUAAAAAUUGUUAAAAUUUUUAAUAUUGUAUGUAAUACACCUACCUACCUACCUAUAAAAAUUAUAAAAAAAUGACUUAAA
Messenger RNA from Bombyx mori (domestic silkworm), 3741 nucleotides. RefSeq lists its product as uncharacterized. The transcript has 14 exons. Lineage: Eukaryota; Metazoa; Arthropoda; Insecta; Lepidoptera; Bombycidae. The record is from RefSeq and is a predicted model, not a curated record. Gene Ontology annotation, molecular function: zinc ion binding. The coding region runs from base 1054 to 3012 and encodes 652 amino acids.